Messenger RNA from Rattus norvegicus (Norway rat), 4087 nucleotides. RefSeq names its product sulfotransferase family 2A member 1 (gene Sult2a1). Gene Ontology annotation, molecular function: bile-salt sulfotransferase activity; alcohol sulfotransferase activity; sulfotransferase activity. Gene Ontology annotation, cellular component: cytoplasm. The record is from RefSeq and is a predicted model, not a curated record. NCBI's taxonomy places the organism in Eukaryota, Metazoa, Chordata, Mammalia, Rodentia, Muridae.
CCAAUAUAAAUCUUACCUCUCAGCAUUUGCUAUAAGUUGAACAGUGGGCAAGGGCUGGAAUCCUAACAGCAUCUACACAAAGCUAUUUAUAAUGCCAGACUAUACUUGGUUUGAAGGAAUACCUUUUCAUGCCUUUGGGAUUUCAAAAGAAACUUUGCAAAAUGUUUGUAAUAAGUUUGUGGUGAAAGAAGAAGAUUUGAUUUUAUUGGCUUAUCCCAAGUCAGGAACGAACUGGCUGAUUGAAAUUGUCUGCUUGAUUCAGACCAAGGGAGAUCCCAAGUGGAUCCAAUCUGUGACUAUCUGGGAUCGCUCACCCUGGAUAGAGACUGAUGUAGGAUAUGAUAUAUUAAUCAAAAAGAAAGGACCACGACUCAUGACCUCCCAUCUUCCCAUGCAUCUUUUCUCCAAGUCUCUCUUCAGUUCCAAGGCCAAGGUGAUCUAUCUCAUCAGAAAUCCCAGAGAUGUUCUUGUUUCUGGUUAUUAUUUCUGGGGUAAUUCAACUCUUGUGAAGAAGCCAGACUCACUGGGAACUUAUGUUGAAUGGUUCCUCAAAGGAAAUGUUCUAUAUGGAUCAUGGUUUGAGCACAUCCGUGCCUGGCUGUCCAUGCGAGAAUGGGACAACUUCUUGUUACUGUACUAUGAAGACAUGAAAAAGGAUACAAUGGGAACCAUAAAGAAGAUAUGUGACUUCCUGGGGAAAAAAUUAGAGCCAGAUGAGCUGGAUUUGGUCCUCAAGUAUAGUUCCUUCCAAGUCAUGAAAGAAAAUGACAUGUCCAAUUAUAGCCUCCUGAUGAAAAAAUCAAUUUUUACUGGAAUUGGCCUCAUGAGGAAAGGUAAAGAAAUUGUCUAUCAUCAGAAUAUAUUAAAGAUUUGUUUUGCCAAUGAAUCUCUAAGAAAGUGUUGCAAAUGUACAGAGAAUCACUUCUCACCACUGAAAGCCUCUCCUAAAUAUUAAAGGUGAAUAUUUUUAUGGAGAAGAUGGGGGCAUCAAACACUGUGAAAAGUUGAUUUAUUCUGGGAGAUGACCUUAGGAUUGAAGAUAGUCAUGUUCAUUAACUUCAGUGAAAAAAAUAUGAAAGUAAUCAUGUUUACAUUAGGUAUUGUAAAGUCCCUGUAUCAUAAUCCUAAACUCUAAAAUAUAAAAAUUACAAUGAAGGAGACCAAAUAUAUCUAAGAUGACAACCACAGAACCACAAAAAUUGCAUUAACACCUGGAAAAGAUAUGGAACAGUUCAAUAGUGCUGCCAUAGAGUAGGGCAGAGUAGACAAGAAAAGGACUAAGAAAAUUCUCUAGGGUUAAAACCUGAUGGUAUUAAUUUAUAUGUAUGACUGCUCUGUUUGUGCCAGAAGAGGGCAUGAAAUUUCAUUACAGAUGGUUGUGAGCCAUCAUGUGGUGACUGGGAAUUGAACUAAGGAACUCAAGGAGAGUAGUCAGUGCUGAUAACACCUGAACCAUCUCAACAUCCCCUUUCUUAAAAUAAAUGGAGUGAAACUUGAAUCAAUGUCAGUAAGUUUAGGGAAUAGGAAAGGCUGCACAAUCCAUCCCUACCUACCAAAUACAGUUCCUAACUAGAGUGAUUAGACAACAAAAAAUGGUCAAAGGAAUACAAGUUGGAAAGGAAGAAGUUAAACUAUUACUAUUUGCAGAUGAUAUGCUGGUAUACUUAAGUGACAGCAAAAAUUCCACCACAGAAUUCCUAAACCUGAUAAACAACUACAAAAAAGGGACUGGAUAAAAAAAAUUAACUCAAAUAAAGAAGUACCCUUUCUCUAUUGAAAUGGUAAACAGGCAGAGAAAGAAGGUAGGAAAAUAACACCAUUUUCAAUAGUCACAAGCAAUAUAAAAUAUCUUGGUGUGAAUCUAUAGAACAAGAACUUCAAGUCUGUGAAAAAGAAAAUUGAAUAUCUCAAAAGAGGGAAAGUUCUGCCAUGUUCAUGGACUGGCAGAAUAAAUAUAAUAAAAAUGGCUAUCUUGCAGAAAGACUUUACACAUUCAAUGCAAUCCCCAUGAAAAUUCCAACUCUAUUCUUCAAAGCAUUAGAAAGAUCCAUUUUCAAAAUCAUUCGGAAUAAUAAAACCAGGAUCGGAAAAACUAUUCUCAACAAUAAAAGACCAUCUGGUGGAAUCAACAUCCCUGUCCUCAAAAUUUACUACAGAACAAUCAUGAUAAAAACUGAAUUGUAUUAGAACAAAGACAGAUAUGUAGGGCAUGAAAUAUAAUUGGAGAUGCAGAAAUGAACCCACACAACUAUUGUCACUUUAUCUUUGACAAAGGAACUGAAACCCUCAGGUGGAAAAAUGACAGCAUUUUCAACAAAUGGUGCUAGUUUAACUGGAGAUCAGAAUAUACAAGAAUGCAAAUCAAUCCAUUCUUACCUUCUUGUACAAAGCUUAAGCCCAAGUGGAUGAAGGACAUACACAUAAAAUCAGAUACACUGAAACUAACUGAAAAGAAAGUGAGGAAACCCUCAAACACUUGGGCAAAGGAAGAAAUUUCCUGAACAUUACACCAAUAGCUUAUGCUCUGAGAUCAAGAGUCAACAAAUGGGACCUCAUAAAAUUGCAUAUAUUCUGUAAGGAAAAGAGCACUGUCAAUAGGACAAAGAGGUAACCAAUAAAUUGGGAAAAGAUCUUUACCAAUCCUACAUCUGAUAGAGGGCUGAUAUCUAAUAUAUACAAAGAACUCAAAAAGGUAGACUCCAAAGAAUCAAAUACCUAUUAAAAAUGGGGUACAGGGCUAAGCCAAGAAUUCUUAGCUGAAGAAUAUUGAAUGGCCAUGAAACAACUAAAGAAAUCUACAAUAUCCUUUGCCAUCAGGGAAAUGCAAAUCAAAACAACCCUGAGAUACCACCUCACACUACUCAGGAUGGCUAAGAUCAAAAUCUCAUGUGAGAGUACAUGCUGGUAAGGAUGUGGAGAAAUAGAAACACUCCACCAUUCUUGGUGGGAGUGCAAGCUGGUACAAGCACUCUGGAAAUCAAUCUGGUGGUUCCUCAGAAAAUUGGACAUAGUACUAACUGAAGACCCAGUUAUACCACUCCUGGGCAUAUACCUAAAAGAUGUUCCAAUAUAUAACAAGAAGACAUUCUCCACUAUGUUCAUAGCAGCCUUAUUUAUAAUAGCCAGAAGCUAGAAAGAACCAAGAUGUCCUUGAACAGAGAAAUGGAUACGGAAAAUGUGGUAUACUUAUGUAAUGGAGUAUUACUCAGCAUAUUAAAAAGUGACUUCAUGAAAUUCUUAGGCAAAUGGAUGGAUCUAGAAAAUAUCUUCGUGAGUGAGGUAACCCAAUCACAAAAAACACAUAUGAUGCACACCCACUAAUAAGUUUAUAUAAGCCAAAAAGAUCAGAAUAACAAUGAUAUAAUUCAAAGACCAUAUGAAGCUAUAGAAGAAGGAAGACCUAAGUGUGUCUUAUCCAGUCCUUGACAGAAGGGGGAACAUAGUACUCAACAAGAGGAAACAUGAAGUCAAAUUGUGGAGCAGGUACUGAAGGAAAGUCCAGCAAGUGUCUGCCCCACCUGGGGAUCCAUCCCAUUUAUAGUCAUCAAACCUAGACAUUAUUGCUAAUGCCAAGAAGUGCUGGCUGAAAGGAGCCAGAUAUAGCUGUCUCCUGAGAGCCUCUGCCAGAGCCUGACAAAUACAGAGGCAGAUUCUGACACCCAACCAUUGGACUGAAAACAGGGUACUCAACUAAGGAGUUAGACAAAUAAUUGAACAAGCAGAACAGGCUUGUCACUCCAUAGUAAGAACAACAAUAUCAACCAUGCAGAGCUGCCAGGUACUAAACCACCAAAGAUUACACAUGGAAUGACCCAUGACUCGAGAGGCAUAUCAAGCAGAGGAUGGCCUUGUUGAGCAACAAUGGCAGGAGAGGCCCUUGGUUUUGUGAAGGCUCAAAGCCCUAUUGUAGGGGAAUGUCAAUGCUGGGAGUCAUGAUUUGGUUAGAGGGUGGAGAGGCACCCUCAGACGGGCAAGAGUAGCAGGUAAUGGGUUAGGGGGUUUCUGGAAUGAAAACUGUGAAUGGGAACUACAUUUGAAAUGUAAAAAGAAAAUAUCCAAUAAAAAUCUGACAGCAUUUGUCAACCUA